AGCACCAACAAGAUAACGAGAUAAACCUCAAAACAAAACAAAACCACCAUUUCCAGUUACUUCUUCAUUCAAUCCUCAAUUCUUCAUAACAAACAAUGGCUUCUCUACUCUCACAACUCAAUUUCCUUUCUCUAACUCACAACAACACUCACACAAACUUUACCUUAAAACCCAAAACAACAACACCUUCUUCUCUUGUCGUUACGACACGUCGUUUUAGAAAACACUUUGUUGUUUCUUCUGAACAAGCCACGGUUGAUUCUCCUGCUCUUAGAAAACUCUACGUUGGUAACAUUCCUCGUACUGUUAGUAAUGAUGAACUUGAGAAAAUUGUUCAAGAACAUGGUGCUGUUGAAAAAGCUGAGGUUAUGUAUGAUAAAUACUCUAAAAGGAGCCGUCGUUUUGCAUUUGUUACAAUGAAAACCGUUGAGGAUGCAAACGCAGCAGCUGAGAAACUCAAUGGCACUGAAAUUGGAGGGCGUGAGAUUAAAGUGAAUAUAACUGAAAAACCUUUAACAACGGAAGGUUUGCCAGUCCAGGCCGGGGAAUCCACAUUUGUUGACAGUCCUUACAAGGUAUAUGUGGGAAAUCUGGCUAAGAAUGUAACAUCCGAUAGCCUUAAAAAAUUCUUCUCGGAAAAAGGAAAUGCUCUUAGUGCCAAGGUUUCACGGGCUCCUGGGACCUCAAAAUCCAGCGGUUUUGGCUUUGUUACUUUUUCAUCAGAUGAGGAUGUAGAAGCUGCUAUCUCAUCUUUCAACAAUGCUUUGUUAGAAGGGCAGAAAAUACGUGUGAAUAAGGCGUAGAAAAUUAUCAAUGUAGCAGAUCAUGUUUCUCAGCUGAUAGAGUUCCAAGGAGAUUCAUGAGUAAAAUAGUGUUUAGUGCAGCUCAAUUCUCCUUGUUGUCCAGAAUGAUUUUGAGACCUUGUUACUUUCUUCACAUUUAUAUUACAUUUUUCUUUUGGUUCUAAUUAUAUUGCAUAUUUUUUACAUGCUACAUUGUGUCUAUUGUUGUUAACAUAUUUAUGUAUUUGAUUCCAUUUUUUUUUUUU
Molecule: messenger RNA, 1048 nt
Organism: Medicago truncatula (barrel medic)
Lineage: Eukaryota; Viridiplantae; Streptophyta; Magnoliopsida; Fabales; Fabaceae
Product: 30S ribosomal protein 2, chloroplastic
Exons: 4
Coding region: 96-803 (235 amino acids)
Biological process (GO): chloroplast rRNA processing
Cellular component (GO): chloroplast thylakoid membrane
Molecular function (GO): mRNA binding
Source: RefSeq, a predicted model, not a curated record